Messenger RNA from Neogale vison (American mink), 5324 nucleotides. RefSeq names its product unc-5 netrin receptor D (gene UNC5D). NCBI's taxonomy places the organism in Eukaryota, Metazoa, Chordata, Mammalia, Carnivora, Mustelidae. Bases 67 to 2373 code for a protein of 768 amino acids. Gene Ontology annotation, cellular component: membrane. The transcript has 15 exons. Gene Ontology annotation, biological process: netrin-activated signaling pathway. The record is from RefSeq and is a predicted model, not a curated record. Gene Ontology annotation, molecular function: protein binding; netrin receptor activity.
GAGCCAGACGAUGCUUACAUCAUCAAGAGUAACCCCAUCGCGCUGAGGUGCAAAGCAAGGCCAGCCAUGCAGAUAUUCUUCAAGUGCAAUGGCGAGUGGGUCCAUCAGAAUGAGCAUGUCUCCGAGGAGAGUCUGGAUGAGAGUUCAGGCUUGAAGGUCCGGGAGGUGUUCAUCAACGUCACCAGGCAGCAGGUAGAGGAUUUCCAUGGGCCGGAGGACUACUGGUGCCAGUGCGUGGCCUGGAGCCACCUGGGGACCUCCAAAAGCAGGAAGGCCUCCGUGCGCAUAGCUUAUUUACGGAAAAACUUUGAACAAGAUCCACAGGGAAGGGAGGUUCCCAUUGAAGGCAUGAUAGUGCUGCAUUGCCGACCACCCGAGGGAGUCCCUGCGGCUGAGGUGGAGUGGCUGAAAAAUGAGGAGCCCAUCGACUCCGAGCAAGACGAGAACAUUGACACCAGGGCUGACCACAACCUCAUCAUCCGGCAGGCGAGGCUCUCGGACUCAGGCAAUUACACCUGCAUGGCAGCCAACAUCGUGGCCAAGAGGAGGAGCCUGUCAGCCACAGUGGUGGUUUAUGUGGAUGGGAGCUGGGAAGUGUGGAGCGAAUGGUCGGUCUGCAGCCCAGAGUGCGAGCAUUUGCGGAUUCGGGAGUGCACGGCCCCACCCCCAAGGAACGGGGGCAAGUUCUGUGAAGGGCUAAGCCAGGAAUCUGAAAACUGUACAGAUGGUCUCUGCAUUCUAGAUAAAAAACCUCUUCAUGAAAUAAAACCCCAAAGUGGCUUCCAGACCUUCAACUUCAAAACGGUCCGUCAAGGUAACUCCCUGCUUUUGAAUUCCUCCAUGCAACCAGACCUCACAGUCAGCCGAACAUACAGCGGGCCCAUCUGCCUCCAGGACCCUCUGGACAAGGAACUCAUGACAGAGUCCUCGCUCUUUAACCCUUUGUCCGACAUCAAAGUCAAAGUCCAGAGCUCAUUCAUGGUGUCGCUGGGUGUGUCUGAGAGAGCUGAAUACCACGGCAAGAAUCAUUCCGGGACUUUUCCCCAUGGAAACAACCGCAGCUUUAGUACGAUGCAUCCCAGAAAUAAAACACCCUACAUCCAGAAUCUGUCAUCGCUCCCCACAAGGACGGAACUGAGGACCACUGGUGUCUUUGGCCACUUAGGAGGACGAUUAGUCAUGCCAAAUACAGGAGUGAGUCUACUCAUACCACACGGCGCCAUCCCAGAAGAGAACUCUUGGGAGAUCUACAUGUCCAUCAACCAAGGUGAACCUAGCCUCCAGUCCGAUGGAUCCGAGGUGCUCCUGAGUCCUGAAGUCACCUGUGGCCCCCCAGACAUGAUCGUCACCACUCCCUUUGCACUGACCAUACCACACUGUGCGGACGUCAGUUCUGAGCACUGGAACAUCCAUUUAAAGAAGAGGACGCAGCAGGGCAAGUGGGAGGAAGUGAUGUCAGUGGAGGAUGAAUCCACAUCCUGCUAUUGCCUUCUGGACCCCUUUGCAUGUCACGUGCUGCUCGACAGCUUCGGGACCUACGCCCUCACCGGGGAACCGAUCACAGACUGUGCCGUGAAGCAGCUUAAGGUGGCGGUUUUUGGCUGCAUGUCCUGUAACUCUCUGGAUUACAACUUGAGAGUCUACUGUGUGGACAAUACCCCUUGGGCAUUUCAGGAAGUGGUUUCAGAUGAAAGACACCAAGGUGGACAGCUACUGGAAGAGCCAAAGUUGCUGCAUUUCAAGGGGAACACCUUCAGUCUUCAGAUCUCCGUCCUUGAUAUCCCCCCAUUCCUCUGGAGAAUUAAACCAUUCACCGCAUGCCAGGAAGUCCCAUUCUCCCGCGUGUGGUGCAGUAACAGGCAGCCCCUGCACUGUGCCUUCUCCCUGGAGCGCUACACGCCCACCACCACCCAGCUGUCCUGCAAAAUCUGCAUCCGGCAGCUCAAAGGCCAUGAACAGAUCCUCCAAGUGCAGACGUCCAUCCUGGAGAGUGAAAGAGAAACCAUCACUUUCUUUGCACAAGAGGACAGCACUUUCCCUGCACAGACCGGCCCCAAAGCCUUCAAAAUCCCAUACUCCAUCAGACAGCGGAUUUGUGCCACCUUCGAUACCCCCAAUGCCAAAGGCAAGGACUGGCAGAUGUUAGCACAGAAAAACAGCAUCAACAGGAAUUUAUCUUAUUUUGCUACACAAAGCAGUCCAUCUGCUGUCAUUUUGAACCUGUGGGAAGCUCGUCAUCAGCACGAUGGUGAUCUUGACUCCCUGGCCUGUGCCCUUGAAGAGAUUGGGAGGACACACACGAAACUCUCAAACAUUACAGAAACCCAGCUCGAUGAAGCCGACUUCAACUACAGCAGGCAAAAUGGACUCUAGUCCACGACCGCUCAUGAGACAGUGACGGCCAGCUUCGGGACAUUUGCUUUAAAUGGGAAAGAGGCAGCUUUCUGCCCGGUGGCAUUUGGAGAAUUCAGCCUUCAUUUAGAAUCAGUGCGAAUCCCUGGUUGAAAAAACUGAAUUUUAUAUAGGUAUAAUAUGUUCAUAGAGAAAAGUAUAAGCUCUCUUCAAUAUAAGAGGGCUUUACUGUCUCAUCUGAGUCCACUCGGGUUAACACUUGAUGAACUUUCUUAGCUUUGGAGUGGGGAGGAUAAAAGUGAGGGCGUAGCUAGAGGAAAGUAACUGCGGGGGAAAGACGAGCCACGAUAAAGCCAGGAAGGCAGACAUUGAAUCGUGCAUGUUUUGAAACAGGUUUUUAAUGAUGUGCCCCAAAGGGCCAGCUGAUUCUGCUAUCAGAUUGUCAGGGUUGUCUACCAACUGGCAUCCGUGAUGUCAGCAAUCAUUAUAAAACUGGCUUUGCGAAGUGAAACGGGGCUGCCAACCCAUUGUAGGACUUUGGUAACGUCAAGGAGGGCAUUUAGAAUCUAGACUCUGAGUCCAUCACACCAGCACCGAUUCCCUAUUUAUCUCAGCCACUUAAUGGAAACAAGAGGAGAAGGUAAGACAGACCAUGAACUAGUUCUUGCCACAUACACCACCUUCAUUUUCUUCUGGAGACCAAUCUAUCCACCUUCUUGCUUCCCCUUCCUUACCCGGUUUCAGAACAUAAUUAAACUCAAUAUGGACAGUUACUUCUAAUUCAACAAAACAGAACCCUCUAUUCCCAGCUUAGCCACUCAAAUUGCAGAGUGCUGUUAGAACGCAGCUCCACGUGGAUUUGGAGGGGGCUGGGGCAGUCAAAUUGAGCCCAGGGAAAGACAGGGUCUGCAGAUGCCACGGGCCUCAGAUAAGCUGUAAUUCUAGGAUAGAGGUAUUGACCCAGUCUCUAAACAUUGUUAUAAGGGGAUGAGGGCCUCUGCUCGACUUUUCAAUCCAGGCUCUUGAAACUUUCUAGCCUCUUGGUACUGCGUUUUCACAAAAUCUCUCCAUAGGGCUAUAGGGCAACGUCCUUUUGCCUCUUGGAAAAUGAACAGAUAGUCUUUGGUCUAAAUGAUAGGAGUAAAUAGAUGUGAGGGAUGGGUCUACCACAGUGUCCCAGAAACCACAUACAUUGUUCAGGAAGCUUUCGAGCUCUGAUUCCUCAGCCUCCCCAGGCAUGUUUUCUCUAUGGGACCAUGAACAUAGGACUGUUGCUCAAAGAUUCUUUUUAUUUUAUUUUUUUUAAAAAGCCAAUGAUAUUGUGGAAAAUUGAAGUCCACAGAGAAUUUGUGAACCCCAUCUUAACAUUUAAUCCAUCUUUUAUCCUGUUAAAUCACUUUUGACAAGAUGUCCUGGUAGACUAAAAGAGGCACAGAUUUGUUCCUGCUCAUCUUCUGGUGGAUGUUUUAAUUAGCUGUCCACAAUCAGGACAAGCAAGGCCAAGGACCUAGAUUAACUACAAGGCUGAUCAGAUACUUAAAAGUUGGCUACAUUAGAAUAAAGUACAGUCAGGGAAUGGGGGAGUAGGGGAACACUUGGCAAUGGGGAUAUGGUCAGUUAAAAACAACAAUGGUUUUGUAAGUCCUGUAGUUAAAAAAAAAAAAGGAAAGAAAGAAAGGAAAAAAAAAUGUAAAUCUCCACCAAAGUACAAAAGACCUAAAAAUAGGUAGAAUUCAUGAUACCAUGGAUAAGGCAUUAAGAACUCUUGAAUGUGUUAGCCAUUUUCUCUAACGUGUGGUAUAGAUGAUCCCCUAUAUUGGAUGGAAGACUUUGCUACACGAAAUUCAAAAGCACCUUGCUCUUCUCGGGAACCAAAGGCAUAUUAUAUAGAAUAAACAGAUCCUCUUAGAACUGCGAGCGUAUUUUCAAAAUACCAUCUCUAGAUCAAGAAAAGACCCUUCUGUUUACAUGCCCUACUUGUUUAUUCCUUCUGGGGAACAACAAAGAGAAGGCAUGAGAGGGCAAAUAUUCUGACACCCCUGCUAACAUUUCUGGAAAAGCAAGAAGUUGAAGUAGAUGGUCAGUCACCCAAAAAGGAUUUGCAUUGACUGUUUAAUAAUAACUUGUAGAAAACAUAUUGUUGAGCACUUUUGUCAGUUUCUAUCUUGGAGGAUUUUUGUUUUAAAACCAUCCUACCCUUUAUUCCUCUUCCCUUCUAAUUGGCCUUAUCAUUGCUUUAUAUAUUCUGUGAGUCCACACAGAUCCUUUUUAGAGCUGAUACGUUUUUUAUAUCUUAAAUGAAAAAUCUUAAUGUUUUCCCUAGAAUCUAGAUUUUAAGAUAAGCGAUUAUCAUCAAUCCCUCAAUGUCUAGAAUUUCCUCCCAUGGACUUUUUUUAAAAAAAUCUGGGUGUUUAUAAAUGCCUGUGACCAUCAUACCAUAUUGAAUAACAAAGGAAGCAAAUUAACAUGAAUCACUGCUGACUUCAGCUUAAGGUUCAAAUAUACCCUUCAGUCCAUUUUGCUCCCUCUUUUCAUUUCUCUUAUUUCUGCUGAAAUUCUACAUGGGAUUCCUACACAAAUGUAUGAAAUUCUGUGGCCAUUGUAUGUCCGGAUCAUACUUCACACUAGAAUUCCAAAGAGAACCCAUGUUGGUGAGAUGUACAGACACAGGGGGUGUAGGAGUGUCAGGGAGGAACGGAGAUUACAGAUCAGAGAGAAUUCACUGACAUCUGAACUUUCAGUUACUCGCUGUGACCUUGUUCUAUUUUAAUGUCUUCCCAUCAAAACACAAAUGCCCCUCUAGAAAGAGAUUUUUGCCCUAAUGUAAAAGGAACCAAGAUAUUAAAAGUGAGCUUUAAUAGUUGACAGGUUACUUCCUUUUUUUUUUUUUUACAAAAUAUCCCACUCAAUGCCAAAUCUUUCAGGCCUCAAAGGCAUUUCAGUCUAAUGGUCAUGCUUUAAACAGGGCUUCA